Notothenia coriiceps (black rockcod) is the source of this 2462-nucleotide messenger RNA. It is a transcript of the gene crmp1, whose product is annotated as collapsin response mediator protein 1. NCBI's taxonomy places the organism in Eukaryota, Metazoa, Chordata, Actinopteri, Perciformes, Nototheniidae. Gene Ontology annotation, cellular component: cytosol; cytoplasm. The record is from RefSeq and is a predicted model, not a curated record. The coding region runs from base 87 to 2117 and encodes 676 amino acids. The transcript has 14 exons. Gene Ontology annotation, molecular function: hydrolase activity, acting on carbon-nitrogen (but not peptide) bonds, in cyclic amides.
CUCCGUGACCCAGUUAGAGGUACAGCAAGCUACGCUUCUGUCUCAAUCGUUUCACAUUUGGGGGAGACUCUGCCGUGAAAGCAACAAUGUCUGACUGCAGGAGGCAGUGGAACCGGGAGGAUGAGCUGCCGGUCUACCUGGCUGGGCCGAUCACCACCGGGUCGAACCAAAGGAAAACCUACGGAAUGUUCAGCUCCGUGGAGGGAGCGUUUGAAAGCAAGACUAUAGACUUCGAUAACUACGCGGUUGGGAGGAAAGGCAGCCGCACCCCGAGAAGCGGGAGCCGAGAGAGGGUUUUGGAUGCUGGUGAUCCCGUUGGCAAGACGUCCAGCGAGGCACGGGAGGGGUCACUGACCAACUCUCCCGGCGAAACGGACGAUCAACAAGCAGGUGUGGAGGUCAGAUAUUCAUCGGGGAAGGAAAGCCCAAAUGGGGAGAGUGAAAGGCUGUUGAUCAAAGGAGGGCGGGUGGUCAAUGAUGACCAGUCUCUCUACGCAGAUGUCUACAUUGAGAAUGGACUUAUCAAGCAGGUGGGGGAGAAUCUGGUUGUACCUGGGGGUGUCAAGGUGAUAGAGGCUAAUGGCCGAAUGGUGAUACCGGGGGGGAUAGAUGCCAACACCUGUCUGAUGAAGCCAUACCUGGGAAGACCGCCUGCUGAUGAUUUCCUCCAAGGCACCAAGGCUGCACUCGCUGGGGGCACCACCAUGAUCAUUGACCAUGUAACCCCGGAGCCCGGAGAGAGUCUACUGCAGGCGUUUGAGUGCUGGCAGGAGGCUGCGGAUAAAAAGGCAUGUUGCGAUUACUCCCUGCACGUAGACAUCCCCCAGUGGGAUGAGAAUGUUAAAGAUGAGUUGGAGCUGCUGGUGCAAGAGAAAGGUAUCAACUCCUUCCAAGUGUACAUGGCCUAUAAGGAUACAUAUCAGAUGACAGACUCUGAGCUGUAUGAGGCGUUCUCCUUCCUGAAGCAGCUGGGUGCCGUGGUUUUAGUUCAUGCUGAAAAUGGAGACCUGAUUGCUAAAGAACAGAAGAAAAUCCUCGGAAUGGGAAUCACCGGACCCGAAGGCCAUCCGCUGAGUCGUCCUGAAGAGCUGGAGGCUGAGGCGGUGUUCCGUGCCAUCACUCUUGGUAACCGUGUGAACUGUCCUAUCUACAUCACCAAGGUGAUGAGCAAGAGUGCAGCUGACACUAUUGCCCAGGCCCGUAGGAAAGGUUAUGUCGUUUUUGGGGAGCCAAUUACAGCCAGUCUGGUCACUGAUGGCUCUCACUAUUGGAGCAAGAACUGGGCCAAAGCGGCUGCUUAUGUGACAUCUCCACCUUUAAGUCCUGACCCCACAACCCCAGACCACCUCAACACACUGCUGGCUUGUGGGGACCUGCAGGUGGUGGGCAGUGCUCACUGUGCGUACAGCACUUCCCAGAAGGCAAUCGGUAAAGAUGACUUCACUCUGAUCCCAGAGGGGACAAACGGAGUGGAGGAGAGAAUGGGUUUCGUCUGGGACAAGGCCGUGGCCAUGGGAAAAAUGGAUGAAAACCAGUUUGUGGCAGCCACAUCUACCAACGCUGCAAAAAUCUUCAACCUGUACCCUCGCAAAGGGCGGAUAGCGGUGGGCUCUGACGCAGAUAUUGUCAUCUGGGAUCCAAACAGUACCAAAACAAUCACUACAAAACUCCAGCAGUCGACUUCAGAAUACAACAUCUUUGAGGGUAUGGAGUGCCGUGGGGGUCCAGCGCUGGUGUUGAGUCACGGACGAGUUGUUUAUGAGGAAGGCAAGGUGCAGGCCCAGCAAGGCACCGGUCGAUUUAUUCCCCGCAAGCACUUCCCAGACUACGUUUACCAGCGCAUUAAAGUCAGGAACCAGGCAAAGAAUCAGCAGGGCGUUAUUCGUGGGUUGUACGAUGGCCCCGUAUAUGAUAUGGUUCCAACCCAAACAUAUAUUACUCCUUCUCCUUCAGCCAGAACUUCACCCACUUCUCACCAACCACCACCAAUACGCAAUCUCCACCAGUCCAACUUCAGCCUAUCAGGGUCUCAGAUUGAUGACAUCCUCCCUCGUAGGUCUGGCCAACGCAUUGUAGCACCCCCUGGUGGUCGCUCCAAUAUCACCAGCCUUGGUUAAAGUGGUUGUUCUGAGGUUUCACCUCUUGUGUGUGUGUGUGUGUGUGUGUGUGUGUGUGUGUGUGUGUGUGUGUGUGUGUGUGUGUGUGUGUGUGUGUGUGUGUGUGUGUGUGACUGAGAGUGUGAGCACACUGACAUGAAUGAAUACCGUUGUACUUUUUGGUACAAUGAUGACACACUCGUAUUAGACCAUUAUGAUUUGUAUCAGUUUUCCUUGAGUCAAUGGUCGCAGAGAAGAAGCACAUGAUACUUCAAUUAACCUUAGAAUGUGAUUUACAAUCAACCAAGUCAUUCAAAAAUUCAUGGGCUCACAAUCUGGCACUCACACACACACACACACACACAC